This is a messenger RNA of Malassezia vespertilionis, 1980 nucleotides long. RefSeq names its product Protein phosphatase PP2A regulatory subunit B (gene PAB1). The coding region runs from base 1 to 1980 and encodes 659 amino acids. The transcript has a single exon. The record is from RefSeq and is a predicted model, not a curated record. Gene Ontology annotation, cellular component: ribonucleoprotein complex. Gene Ontology annotation, molecular function: RNA binding. NCBI's taxonomy places the organism in Eukaryota, Fungi, Basidiomycota, Malasseziomycetes, Malasseziales, Malasseziaceae.
AUGUCUUCUGAAGUUGCAUCUUCGCAGCCCGCCGCUGCUACUGCCAACCCACCCGUGCAGCCUGCUGCCGAGGCUACUCCCGCCCCUGCGGAGGCAAAGGGCAAGGAGCAGACGGAGAAGCCCACGGGCGAGGAGCAGCCCAAGUCGGAGACGACCACGGAGGAGAAGCCCAAGGCCAACAACCAGUCGCAGGCCAACACGUCGCUGUACGUCGGCGAGCUGGAUGGAAAUGUGAACGAGGCGAUCCUCUUUGAGAUUUUCAACAUGGUUGGCCCUGUAAGCAGCAUUCGUGUGUGCCGUGACGCCGUGACCCGUCGCUCCCUUGGCUACGCGUACGUCAACUUUUUGAACGCGGCCGACAGUGAGCGUGCGCUGGAGCAGCUGAACUACUCGCCGAUCCGUGGCCGUCCCUGCCGCAUCAUGUGGUCUCAGCGCGACCCCGGCCUCCGUCGUGCGGGUCAGGGCAACAUUUUCAUCAAGAACCUGGACGAGGCGAUCGACAACAAGGCGCUGCACGACACGUUUGCCACCUUUGGCAACAUUCUCUCGUGCAAGGUCGCCGCCAACGAUACUGGUAGUCUCGGCUAUGGAUUUGUCCACUACGAAUCCAAGGAGUCUGCCGAUGCUGCUAUCCAGCACGUCAACGGCAUGCUCCUGAACGACAAAAAGGUGUAUGUCGGCUACCAUAUCUCGAAGAAAGACCGCCAGGCCAAGAUUGAUGAGGCGCGUGCCCAGUUCACCAAUGUCUACGUGAAGAACGUGGACCUUGGCGUGACGCAGGAUGAGUUUGCAAAGCUCUUUGAAAAGUACGGCAGCAUUACCUCCGCCGUGCUCUCUGUUGACGAGGAUGGCAAGAGCCGUGGCUUUGGCUUUGUUAACUUUGCCGAGCACGAACAGGCUGCCAAGGCCGUCGAUGAGCUCAACGACACCGACUUCCACGGCCAGAGGCUCUUCCUCGGCCGCGCGCAGAAGAAGGCCGAGCGCGAAGAGGAGCUGCGCCGCUCGUACGAGGUGGCCAAGAACGAAAAGAUGGCCAAGUACCAAGGCGUGAAUCUCUACGUGAAAAACUUGCCGGAAGACUAUGACGACGAGCGUCUCCAGGAAGAGUUCAUGCCCCACGGCACUGUCACUUCGGCCAAGGUCAUGCGCACCUCGACCGGUGCGUCGCGUGGCUUUGGCUUUGUGUGCUACUCGGCACCCGAGGAGGCAAACAAAGCCGUUGCGGAUAUGAACGGCAAGAUGCUAGAGAACCGCCCGCUGUACGUCGCGCUUGCACAGCGCAAGGAUGUGCGGCAGCAGCAGCUCGCUGCGCAGAUGAUGCAGCACAACCAGCUCCGCCUCCAGCAGCAGCAGGCUGCUGCUGCCGCGGCCGCUGCACAAAUGUACCCUGGUGCUCCGGGCAUGUACUAUCCGCAGCCCCCAGGCGCCGUCCCGGGUCAGUUUGGCCAGGGCGGUAUGGUCCGCCCGGGCUACGCUCCGGGCAUGAUGCCGCAAGGCAUGCCACCAAGCGGCCCCUACCCCCAGGGCCAGUUCCCCAACGGCGGUGUCUUUCCCCAAGGGUUCCGUCCCCCGCGCCCUCCCCGCGGCGCUGCCGGCCCUGGCGCGCCAGCCGGCGGUUCUGGUGCGCCUGCCGCACAGCGUGGCGCACAGCGUGGCGGAGCCAACGUUGGUAAUGCGCCGCGUGCUGCAGCGCCUGCUGGCGCCGCGCCGAGCGCACAACCCGAGCAGCUUACCGCUGCUGCGCUAGCCAAUGCCUCGCCCGAAGAGCAGAAGCAGAUGCUCGGCGAGGCAAUCUACCCCAAAAUUGCGGCUUCCCAGCCCGACCUUGCUGGUAAGCUUACCGGCAUGAUUCUCGAGCUUCCUGUCGGCGAGCUGCUGCACCUGAUUGAGGACGACGAGGCGCUCACUGGCAAGGUCGACGAGGCGCUCAAUGUCCUGCGCGAGUAUGAGAGCCGCGAGGAGGCAGAGGGCAGUGCAUAG